UCCUUCCCCCGCUCCCUGGAGCCGGGGGAUGAGUUUGCUGAUCCGCGCCGGGAGGGUCCCGGUGUGUCUCCGCCGGGCCAGGCUGCGGCGGGAGGUGGACGGGGUGCGGCGGCUCCUCGGACUCCAGCGCUUUGACCUCGGGCUCGUUUGUGCGGACAACAAGCGGAUUCAGGCCCUGAACCUGCGCUAUCGGGGCCACGGGGCCCCCACAGAUAUCCUGGCCUUUCCCUUCUACCCGGAGCUCAGAGCCGGUGAGAUGCCACAGCCCCAACAUCCAGAUGAGUGGAAUCUGGGGGACAUCUUCCUGGGAGUGGAAUACAUCCACAGACAGAGCCAGGAGGAUGGUUUGGACUUACACAACCUCCUGACAGUGACUGUGGUGCACGGAAUUUGCCACCUCCUGGGCUACAGACAUGACUCACUGGCCGAACACGAGCAGAUGUACAGGCGGGAGCAGCACAUCCUCCAGAUGUUGAACAGGCAGACCGGUGCUCAUCUACAGCCACUGAUGAGGAAGAUGGGCUGAGCAGGGACCCCGGGGUUGGGAAGUGAAUGGAGCUGUGGAAUGGGCUCAGACUGUGAGGAGCCUGGGCCAAGAGAGAAGCUAAAUCACUGCUCACUUCGGCAGGGUCGGGGGGCCUAACACCAGAUUAAUAAAGACGUAACUCACAUG
This is a messenger RNA of Callorhinchus milii (elephant shark), 673 nucleotides long. RefSeq names its product ybeY metalloendoribonuclease (gene ybey). Gene Ontology annotation, biological process: rRNA processing. The record is from RefSeq and is marked provisional. The transcript is spliced from 4 exons. NCBI's taxonomy places the organism in Eukaryota, Metazoa, Chordata, Chondrichthyes, Chimaeriformes, Callorhinchidae. Gene Ontology annotation, molecular function: metalloendopeptidase activity. Bases 29 to 526 code for a protein of 165 amino acids.